GAUGAUUCCCGGAGGAGAAUUUAUAUAGUGUCUACAUGAAAUCAAAGAAAAUUGCCCACCUUUACAACACUUGAAUUAUAGUCAUAAAAAAUCGUUUAAACAAAGUUUAGACUCAAUCACUUAAAAGAUUCCAAUUGUAAAAUCUAUUCAUAAACUUCGACAAGAGUAAGAAUAGAAAAUAUACUAAAAUAUGUAAAAAAUGAGGAGGAUGAAUUUAAUGCAUGAAAUCAAUAAAGUCAAUCCAAAGUUGCAUCAUGAAUUAAAAUUGAUUCCUUAUGAAUUGCUUACUAUUAAAUAUGGUAUAUAUAUUUAACUUAUAUUUUAGUCGAAUGUAAAUAAUAAUAAUAAGAAAAUCAUAAUGAAGUGUUAUCAGAUAAUAGUUAUAAUAAAUAUACAUAAUAAUAACAACAAUUAGAACAUCUUAGUUCUGGACUCAAAAUAUUCUAACAUCGACCAUAUAUUAGAAAUAUUAUGGAUGAUUAUGAACAAGAUAAUAGUAAUUAUAGUGAUUCUUAUAUCAAUAAAUAUUUGGAUCUGAAUUGA
Molecule: messenger RNA, 543 nt
Organism: Paramecium pentaurelia
Lineage: Eukaryota; Ciliophora; Oligohymenophorea; Peniculida; Parameciidae
Source: the annotation of a GenBank genome assembly